Chelmon rostratus (copperband butterflyfish) is the source of this 393-nucleotide messenger RNA. RefSeq names its product natriuretic peptide A-like (gene nppal). The coding region runs from base 1 to 393 and encodes 130 amino acids. Gene Ontology annotation, molecular function: hormone receptor binding; hormone activity. NCBI's taxonomy places the organism in Eukaryota, Metazoa, Chordata, Actinopteri, Chaetodontiformes, Chaetodontidae. The record is from RefSeq and is a predicted model, not a curated record. Gene Ontology annotation, cellular component: extracellular region. The transcript has 2 exons.
AUGAAUCCAUAUAUCUCAGUUUGCUAUUUAUCUCUGCUUUUGUUAUUUAAUUUAACAAGAGCCAAACCCGUUUCUGAUCUACAGAGUUUGAAACAGCUUUUAGAAGCGGAGAUCAACACCGCGCCGUAUUAUUCCACGGAGGAGAUCGAGGUGGAAGGGAAAGAUGGAAACACAGACAAGUCGGUGUUCGGUGCAUCACAGCAGCGCCCUUGGGAAUCCUCCGACCCCAGCAAUUCGGCACUGGCAACUAAAGAAAACGUCCUUACGCGAAUCUUCAAAGACCUCAUGAGGACCUCCAAACGCUCGUGGAGCCGAUACAAGAAGGGCGGACUGAGGAGCUGCUUCGGUGUCAGACUAGAGAGGAUCGGCUCCUUCAGCGGGCUGGGAUGCUGA